AUGCAACUCUCCGCAUCCACCUCCUCCCCCCUCCCCUCCCUCCCCCAUCCCUAUCGCCACGAAGCCUCGACCUCGACCACUCGUCAUCCCAACGACGUAACCCACCCCGAUUCCGAUCUGCAAGUCCUCUCGACGCGAGGCGCGGGCAACACGGCUCGUUCAUUACUGAAGCAAGAUAUCCUCUCCGUACGUCCUCGCCUCCCACACAUGACCCUUUCAGCAAGAUACUCCCCCCCCCCUCUUCGACGGACCGUAAUCCUCCCACCUAGCCGUGUCUGUCACUUAACGACCUCCCUUAAUACCCCCUCUCCUCACAGGAAGAAGAAUACAUCACCCAUCUCUCGCACAUCAUCAAACGUGACUUCUUCCCCUCCCUCGCCAACUUGGACGCACAACAUGAGAUCCUCGACGCGUUCGAAAGCGAGGAUCCCAAACAAGUCGAAGAGAGUAUCAGGAGGAUGAGGAUCUUGUGGACGCCUACACCGGGUAGUACGAGGGGUGGCGGUGGGAAGCGGGACAAGAAGAAGAGCGGUGGGUGA
Microbotryum saponariae is the source of this 539-nucleotide messenger RNA. The record is from the annotation of a GenBank genome assembly. NCBI's taxonomy places the organism in Eukaryota, Fungi, Basidiomycota, Microbotryomycetes, Microbotryales, Microbotryaceae.